This is a messenger RNA of Fukomys damarensis (Damara mole-rat), 3722 nucleotides long. RefSeq names its product SEC23 homolog B, COPII coat complex component (gene Sec23b). NCBI's taxonomy places the organism in Eukaryota, Metazoa, Chordata, Mammalia, Rodentia, Bathyergidae. Gene Ontology annotation, cellular component: endoplasmic reticulum exit site; COPII vesicle coat. Gene Ontology annotation, molecular function: zinc ion binding; GTPase activator activity. The coding region runs from base 532 to 2835 and encodes 767 amino acids. Gene Ontology annotation, biological process: COPII-coated vesicle cargo loading; intracellular protein transport; COPII-coated vesicle budding. The transcript has 20 exons. The record is from RefSeq and is a predicted model, not a curated record.
GAGCUGGACUUGGGAGCCGGAGCCGGACUUUUGCAUCGGUGGGCGCGGACCGCUUGGGACAGGUGUAAGGCAUCGGCCAGGUGAGCGGCGAGCAAGGGCGACACAGGGCUCGAACCAGAAGCGGGGGAGCGUUGGGGGUACUUUUGGGAUGAGCCCUUUUCCUGGCAGGCAGGGGAGCCAGAGGGAAUUGAUGAUCCAGGAAUCUGCGAAAUUGAAGCGUCCCACGGCAGAGGAUCGGGUCCUGACUUCCUAACCUCCAGCCUGAAGGAUCCACCCCCGUUUUAUAAUUGAAACGCUCGAGAGGUUUGCUUUGUGACUGAUGGAAGUAGAGCCCGGUCUUUAGACUCCCGACGAGGAUUAAACGUUUCUUAAUCUUUCGAAGUGGGGUCUCCGUGUCCUAAGAAGUUACGUCUUGGUGAGAUAAGAAUGGUUCACAUUUCUCGAUCCAAGCUCAUCAGUGUCUGUCCAGGCAUUUCGUUCACUCACCAGUUCAUUCAUUCAGCUGUCGGACUCUCAGUUCCGUUUUAGACAAUGGCGACAUAUCUGGAGUUCAUUCAGCAGAAUGAAGAACGCGAUGGUGUGCGCUUCAGUUGGAAUUUGUGGCCAUCCAGCCGUCUGGAGGCCACGCGAAUGGUGGUUCCGCUGGCCUGCCUCCUUACUCCUUUGAAGGAACGUCCAGACCUGCCUCCUGUACAAUAUGAACCUGUGGUUUGCAGCAGACCCACCUGCAAAGCUGUCCUCAAUCCACUUUGUCAGGUUGACUAUCAAGCAAAACUUUGGGCUUGUAAUUUCUGUUUCCAAAGAAACCAGUUCCCCCCAGCAUACGCAGGCAUAUCUGAGGUGAACCAGCCUGCUGAGCUCAUGCCCCAGUUCUCUACAAUUGAGUACGUGGUACAGCGAGGUCCUCAGUCCCCUCUGAUCUUCCUCUAUGUGGUGGACACGUGCCUGGAGGAAGAUGACCUUCAGGCCCUGAAAGAGUCCCUGCAGAUGUCCCUGAGCCUCCUUCCUCCAGAGGCCCUGGUGGGCCUCAUCACUUUUGGGAGGAUGGUGCAGGUUCAUGAGCUGAGCUGUGAAGGAAUCUCGAAAAGUUAUGUCUUCCGCGGGACCAAGGAUUUAACUGCAAAACAAAUACAGGAUAUGCUAGGCCUGUCCAAGUCAGCCAUGCCCAUGCAACAAGCAAGGCCUGCGCAGCCUCAGGAACACCCUUUUGUUUCCAGCAGGUUUCUGCAGCCCAUUCACAAGAUUGACAUGACCCUCACAGAUCUCCUUGGUGAGCUGCAGAGGGACCCAUGGCCAGUCACUCAGGGGAAGAGGCCUCUGCGGUCCACGGGGGUUGUGUUGACCAUUGCCGUCGGCUUGCUGGAGGGUACUUUUCCAAACACGGGAGCCAGGAUCAUGCUGUUCACUGGAGGGCCCCCCACGCAGGGGCCCGGCAUGGUGGUGGGAGAUGAAUUAAAAGUUCCCAUUCGCUCCUGGCACGAUAUUGAGAAAGAUAAUGCACGGUUCAUGAAAAAGGCUAUGAAGCACUACGAAUUGCUCGCUAAUCGAGCUGCUGCAAACGGUCAUUGCAUUGAUAUUUAUGCUUGUGCCCUUGAUCAGACUGGACUUUUGGAGAUGAAGUGUUGUACAAAUCUUACUGGAGGCCACAUGGUGAUGGGAGAUUCUUUCAACACCUCCCUCUUCAAGCAGACCUUCCAAAGAAUUUUUAGUAAAGAUUUUAAUGGAGAUUUCCGAAUGGCAUUUGGUGCUACUUUGGAAGUAAAGACCUCUCGGGAGCUGAAGGUCGCAGGAGCCAUUGGUCCGUGUGUGUCUUUGAACAUGAAGGGACCCUGUGUGUCAGAAAAUGAGCUUGGUGUGGGAGGCACAAGUCAAUGGAAGAUCUGUGGCCUGGAUCCCACAUCUACACUUGGCAUCUACUUCGAAGUCAUCAAUCAGCACAACGCCCCAAUCCCCCAAGGAAGCAGAGGAGCCAUCCAGUUUGUCACACAGUAUCAGCACUCCAGCACCCAGAAGCGCAUCCGCGUGACCACCAUUGCCCGAAAUUGGGCAGAUGUGCAGAGCCAGCUCCAGCUCAUAGAGGCUGCAUUUGACCAGGAGGCUGCAGCAGUCCUGAUGGCACGGCUUGGAGUGUUCCGGGCAGAGUCAGAGGAGGGCCCCGACGUGCUCCGGUGGCUGGACCGGCAGCUCAUCCGACUGUGUCAGAAGUUUGGACAAUAUAACAAAGACGAUCCCACUUCUUUUAGGCUAUCAGAUGCCUUUUCUCUAUAUCCUCAGUUCAUGUUCCACCUCAGAAGAUCGCCGUUUCUCCAAGUGUUUAACAACAGUCCUGACGAGUCAUCCUAUUACAGACACCACUUUGCACGGCAGGACCUGACCCAGUCCCUCAUCAUGAUCCAGCCCAUCCUCUACUCCUACUCCUUCCACGGCCCACCGGAGCCGGUGCUCUUGGACAGCAGCAGCAUUCUAGCUGACAGAAUCUUGCUGAUGGACACUUUCUUCCAAAUUGUCAUUUAUCUUGGUGAGACCAUAGCGCAGUGGCAGAAGGCCGGCUACCAGGACAUGCCUGAGUACGAGAACUUCAAGCACCUGCUGCAGGCUCCGCUGGACGACGCGCAAGAGAUCCUGCAGGCGCGCUUCCCCAUGCCGCGCUAUGUCCACACAGAGCAUGGUGGAAGCCAGGCUCGAUUCCUUUUGUCCAAAGUGAACCCGUCUCAGACACACAAUAACCUGUAUGCUUGGGGACAGGAAACCGGAGCGCCCAUCCUGACAGACGACGUCAGCCUGCAGGUGUUCAUGGACCACUUGAAGAAGCUGGCUGUCUCCAGUGCCAGUUAGGUGGAGGGCUGGCUGGAAUUAACGAAAACCCUGUCCAGUGUGCUCACCUUUGUUUAUAAAGGCUUCGUAACAUUCCCUUCACUUUUUAAUAAGUAAUCAAAGCAAGUUUUGUAUGUAAAUCUGUAGGUUAUAAUUUAUUUGUCUCUCUUGUGUUUGUCCCUUUUCCAUAUCAUAAAAUUGUAAGGUCAUAAACCUUAGUAGUAGUUUUUGUGCUUUUUGUCUCCUAACUUUUUAGUCUCUAUAAAAUCAGAGAUACUGUGUUUGGGCAUCUUGUUUUGACUCAAAUAUUAAGGAUCGUAAAGGAAACAAAACUGGAUGAGGAAAUCACUGGCUAAAACAGUGCUAAUACACAUUUGAUCCCCUGAGGUGUCUGUGUGUCUGCAGGUUAAGUGACUUCCUCAGAAGGCAUUUCCUGAACGUAGUACUUUCUGAGCAUUAGGAGUCCAAGGAAAAGUAAGACACGUGUGAAGCUCUGUUGGGGUGGGGCCUGCCUGAGUAACUUGCCUGUCCACAGUCCAGCCCAGGUGAUAUCAACAACAGCUGAUGGCAUAAGUGACUAGGACACUGAUAACGCAUCUGUCUUGGGUAAAACAACUUAAACAGGUGCUUUUUAAAAAUCAAAGUAAUACACACAUAUGGUCAAAGCAAACACCUAACCCUGGAGAGCUUGUGACAAGCAAUGGUUCCUUCUCUCCCUGAUCUUAAACCUACCAUUCAGAACUGCAUUCAUCUUCUUACAUGGUUUUGUUGUUAAAGUAUUAAGUUUUAGCCAGUAUCUUCCAAUUUAUAUUUAUAUAGAAUGAGGAUAUUGUGACCUUUCUACCCUCCAGUUUUGGUCAGUGAUACCUUUAUUUUUAUAUAAUCAAGAUUGGUACAAUUUAUAUCUU